GUGACUGGUAGCAUGUGCGGAAAUAAAUGCAUAGGAGGGGGAAAAAAGAAAACACGUGAUAGAUAAAUGAUUCCACACUGUGAACACUAUAUCAUGUGGUCAUUUAUUUCAUCGCGAAUCAAGCAUUUAAGUCCAAUUUACCGUUCAAAAAAGGCUGUGAAUGACAGCUUCCAUCAUCUCGGGCUGAUUUAGGGCGCCAUUGGAGACACUGGUGGGCGCACUUGAGGAGGUCUGAGGCUGGAACAAAAACAACAACAAAACCGAACCUCCCCUCUCCUUUUUCUUCUCUCUUCAUGACCCAUCAGCAUAGGAACCCCUCAUUCUCGUCGCAAUCUUUGCAUCCUCUGCGAUCCAUCAUGCACUCUUCAAGGCGCUGAGAGCAGACAGAAGAUGUUGACGUCUGACGCGCUCCAUCGCCUCCUCCUGGCCGGAGUUUGCCUGUGCGCGUGUGGAAAUGCGGUCCUGGAGAUCCAGAAGGAAGGCUGCAGGCUCGCUCGGACGCAGACCCUGGAGGAUGUUGAUGCAAAAUCGGGAAAGUCCUGAUGCAGAAUCUGAGCCCAAAAAGUUCUGGAGGACUCCGAGAGACAUGAUGGAUGACGUAAGCACCUCGCUGCAUGAAGACGCAAGGUGGUCUUCCACCACUGGGGCUCUAAAUCCAUCCAGUCGCACCCCCACGCCGGUCUCUCUCCCCUCUCGGACCUCCACGGCGUCGUCGCCGUGGGAACGCGAAGGCCCCGUCAUGCCCGCGCCGCCCGAACCCUUCUUACCCGACAUGGGCGUCGACACCAUGCCCAAAGAGGACGGCGUGGAGAGCCUGUGGACCGAGGCCCCCGGGCCCAGCGGAGCAGACACGGCGCCGUCCCCGGACGACACUACAGAGGGCACCAUGUCGUCCGAGUCGCUGCCUCUCAUCUUUGAGCCUCUGGAAGAAUCCGCGGCUCAGCUCCCGGCCGCCGCCACGGCAAGCGCAGGCGCGCCGCUGUCGGAGGCGGACCCGGAGCUGCCGUUCGCCACGGAGACGGACAAGCCUUCGCACGCGCCGCCCCCGAUGACGCCGGACGUGGAGCACCUGGAUGCCAGCAGACAUUCAGGUUUUGGCACUGUGCAGACCUCAGAACUCACAGACAUUGUACGAGCUUCGGUUGUCAUGGCAACCAAUCCACCUGUGCACAAGCCCCAGUCGGGUUUAGAGGAGACGGACUCUGAAGACGAUCCGGACGAGGACGAGAAUUCCGAGGACUCGCCGGAGGACGAGGAGAGCGACGAGGACCCGACGGAGAUGUCUCGGACUGAGCCAGCCGUACAGCCUCAUCCCACCGCCUCCCGUCUGGGUGCAACGCAACCAGAGCCUGAUGCGCAGCUGGGUGGCGCUGAUCCGAGAAAAGGCGGGCUACGUUUCGGGCAUGAUGGCCCCGGUGGCCGUCGGCAUGGCUGGGGCCCUGCUGCUCGUGGGCGCCCUCUACAGCGUGAGGAGGAUCCAGCGUAGGAGGAGGAACAGCUUCAAAGGCCAGCGGAGGAAGAUCCGACCCGCGGAGCAACCAGGUGAGACGUGCAUCGGUCGGCAGGAUCAGGCCAUGCUGCUGGCGGACAGCUCCGAGGACGAGUUCUGAUCCAAAAGACUCUACC
Phycodurus eques (leafy seadragon) is the source of this 1626-nucleotide messenger RNA. Its product is annotated as cell surface glycoprotein 1-like. The transcript has 8 exons. The record is from RefSeq and is a predicted model, not a curated record. NCBI's taxonomy places the organism in Eukaryota, Metazoa, Chordata, Actinopteri, Syngnathiformes, Syngnathidae. Bases 455 to 1486 code for a protein of 343 amino acids.